UGAACCCAGAAGUAGGGUAUCCAAACUUGAACAGGCUUUAUUGCCAUGCUUUAUUGUCAUUAAUCAACUAUUUCUGAGUUUUCUUUCCAUUAUGCUUCCCGCAGCUGCAGUUUUUCAUUUCCCCUGGGAGAUAAACAGUGGAGCAGUACAAGAAGGGGAGUCAGUAAGAGUACUUGGCAGACUUGUCUGUUAUCAGCCUGAGGAGUCCAGAGCGACACUGUCCGCUCAGCAUGCUUCAAAAGAGCACCAAGUGGUCAUCCACACGUUGUUUGUUGAGCCUUUUAACCCAAUAAUUGGGGCCCAGUAUAUUGUUCUUGGUGAAAUUGAAAGUGCUGAGGGGGUUGGUGCGAUGGUCCGUGCCCGUGUGCUCAACUGCGUUGAUGGUGUAAAUGUUGCUCUUCUACAGAAAGCCAUCAAUGAGCAAAGGAGCUUUUUCAGGGAGAGGGAGAACAAACCGUGUGAUGCUGAACAACUUGCACACGCAACCUGACCAGGGUCUCCUGAGUUUCUAAGGAUGCUCGUUGAAUAUCAGGACUUCUGCUCUGCCUCUGAAGCUGUUUGCUAGUAAACUUUUGGCUUACUUUUCUCUCAGUGACCAUAACAGGUAGUCCAUCCUUUGCUAAUUGAUAAUUGAGGCCCCAAUGAAUGGAUUGGCAUAAUGGUUUCAUAUUUGGUUAAUGAAGAUAUAAAAGCAACUGUUUUAGAUCCAUUACUAAAGGUGCAAUAACCUAUGUGUUGAGACAUUUGAUAUUUUUGAAAUGUUACCAUUUGAUAUGCUGGGACUAAGAAGUCGUUUUUACAUGCUUUGAAAACUGUGUCAUGUAUGGGUCAUGUAUAUUAGAAAACAUAACUUUAUUCCAUUCGUUGAAAUAUCAAAAGUUUAAAAUUGUAUACUGAAUUAUAAAUGUUAAGCAAUCCAAAUGUAUUGGAUAGCCAAAUAAGAUGAAGCUGGUAUUACAUUGUUAAAUGUAAAUGUUGAAACCCGUCUAUUGUU
Molecule: messenger RNA, 994 nt
Organism: Eleginops maclovinus (Patagonian blennie)
Lineage: Eukaryota; Metazoa; Chordata; Actinopteri; Perciformes; Eleginopidae
Gene: ten1
Product: TEN1 subunit of CST complex
Exons: 3
Coding region: 92-490 (132 amino acids)
Biological process (GO): negative regulation of telomere maintenance via telomerase
Cellular component (GO): CST complex
Molecular function (GO): single-stranded DNA binding; telomeric repeat DNA binding; telomerase inhibitor activity
Source: RefSeq, a predicted model, not a curated record